Trichoderma atroviride IMI 206040 is the source of this 1193-nucleotide messenger RNA. The record is from RefSeq and is a predicted model, not a curated record. Lineage: Eukaryota; Fungi; Ascomycota; Sordariomycetes; Hypocreales; Hypocreaceae.
CGGCCGCCAGUUUUCCACAAUGGGCUCAACAACGCCUUUGGAAGAUGCCAUUCGCGCCAAGCUGACUGCAGCGCUCUGCCCUCUGACGCUGGAAAUCUACAAUGACUCGCACCUCCACGCCCACCACAAGGCCAUGGCAGGCAACAUCUCCAAGGAGACGCACUUCCGGCUAGUCAUUAUUUCCGAUGUAUUUGCCUCCAAGAUGCAGCCUGCACGCCAUCGAAUGGUCUACGCCCUGCUGCGAGAUGAAAUGGCCCUGGAGGGAGGCAUCCACGCUCUUCAGCUCAAGACUUUGACCCCUGAGGAAGAGAAGCGCCUGCAGAAGAAAAAGGCAGCCGAAGCAGCGGCCAAGGAGGAGAGCGCCAAGAAGCAGGACACCCCUACUACAGAAAAGGCCGAGUCCAAAGCCGAGCCUGCAGAUGCGUAAACUGGACAAGAAGAUGAAAAGAAAAAGAACGACAAAGGGGGGAGAGGUUCAAGCUAGGAGUUGUGGAGUGGAUUUAUCUGAUUCGCCCUCGGCGAAAACUAACUCUUCGCAUGCCAAUGGCAGGCAGCUUGGAUAUUGCAAUGAUUCCAAGCAGACACACGGCCAUCACCCACCGCCAUUUUUUCAACGCAAUGAUUUUGAUGAUAAUUGCACGACGCACCAUGAAACACUUUUUUUUCUUAACCAUUUACUUUUACGCUCCCUCUUAUCCGCCAUUCGACUUUUUUUUUUUUUUUUCUAUUCAACGCCAAACGUCAUUUUAAAAGCAAACAACUUGAAAAGUUUACGAAACUCCCUUUAUACAAGGGCAUUGGUGGCUGUGUUAUUUGAUCUUCCUUUCCACACUUCAACAUUCGACGCGCAGAGUCAAGAAAGAAAACAAACAAACAAACCCGAGAAAAAAAACUCGUUUAAAAAAAGAAAAGAGAAAAUCUUACUGGCGUUUUGCAGUAUCGCUGUGUUUUUUUGAAAAUAUUUAUUCAUAUUCUGGAAUGAGACGGAUUAGAUGGUUUUGCGAGUACUCCUCAAGGAGUCGGUUAUUUAUGUAUUCUUUUUUUAUUCUUUUUUAUUUCUCUCUCACUUGAUAACCCCUUUUUCUCCUCUGUAUAGCUUUCUCUGAUUGAUGAAAGUGAAGAAUGGGUUUUUAUUUUGUUUGCUUUUCUGAAAAUUUCUUCAUAUUCUGAUAAACUCAAACAAAUACUAUGUG